AGGUAAGACUGAAUUUUCCCUCACAAUUUAAAAGAGGGGGACAACUGUUCCUUGGUUAUUGAUGCUCUUCUGUAACUUCAAUUGAGGAAGAAGAAUGAUGUGAAUAAAUCAGUCAUGAAUCUAAGGUUCACUGAAUAUAGUAAUUUAAAUAUUGCACAACAUCCAAUAAUAAAUCAUACAUUUUUCUGGUUCUAUAUUUUUGGCUACAGUGAGAAGACUAUAAUAUUGAGGAACAUUGUCAAAUUUCUAGAAGACUUAAAAGUUUCUGAAGAUAAGGUUUGUCUGAGUAGCCCUGGAUGUUCUGAAAGUUGCACUGAAGACCAGGCUGGCUUCAAAAUCAGAGAUUCACCUGAUUCUUGCUCCUACAUGCUGGGAUUAAAGGAUGCAGUGACCUAUAAUGAUGUGCAUGUCAACUUCACUCAGGAAGAGUGGGCUUUGCUGGAUCCUUCCCAGAAGAAUCUCUACAGAGAUGUGAUGCUGGAGACCUAUAUGAACCUCACUGAUAUAGGCUACAAUUGGGAAGAUCAUAAAGUUGAAGAGCACUGUCAAAGUUAUCAAAGAUAUGGAAGGUAAUUUUCAUGUGCAAGCUGAUACAAAUGCGCCUCUGGAGAUAUUUUAAUGUAUCUAGAAGUUUUAAAGAAAAGUACCAGUAGCAGCUUAAAUUUGCAUUGAUGAUUCUUAAAUGCUCACAAACCCAUAUACCUCAAUGACAGGUAAGUGAAUUGUGUUUGCAAGUCAUUCUUUUAAGAAGGAAGACAAGGAAUCAAUGCCUUAACAUAUAUCACCAUUUGAAUCAUAGCUCCAUCAGAGCUAGCUGUGCUGUAGAACUGCCAAUCCAUUUAGUUUCAUACCACUCAUAUUACAAAAGGUAUACAUGUUGACUAUGUGAUAAGUGUAUGUCUAAAACCUUCUAAUAAACAAAUAGUCCAUAGUAAAACCAGUGUUAUUCAUAGUGGUUCUAUCAUUGCUAAGUUUAGUGAGAUGGGCAGUUAGAGUCAAGAGUUAAGUGAGAGUUGUUGUGAAGAAACCUUAAUCCCUAUACCAGAAACAGAAAGUCAAACUGUGUGAAUGCAAUGUAGAAACCUUUUAUUUGUUAUUCUUCCUUAAUAGGUACAUCAUAUGUUACUCUGGAUACAAGUCAUAUAAGCAUAGGUGUAGACACAUUUCUAAAUGGUCUUAUUAAAUAAAAAGCAUGGAGCCAGAUACAGGGGUGAAAGCCUGAGAGAGAUCAGGGAAAUAGG
This is a messenger RNA of Peromyscus maniculatus bairdii (prairie deer mouse), 1241 nucleotides long. Lineage: Eukaryota; Metazoa; Chordata; Mammalia; Rodentia; Cricetidae. The record is from RefSeq and is a predicted model, not a curated record.